AUGACAGCAAGGACACACUUGGCUCUACCGACCUCGACUGCCCACCCCAACCUCCGAUAUUUACCUGCACCCAAGCCGCAUGUGAUUAAUGUCAGCAAGUUGGACAAGCUGCCCCCUCUCCCUCGAGACCGUCUAGCACAGCUGCUCCCUCGACGUCGCUCUCGAGUCUCCUCCUCCUCCUCAGAUGGAGCUCCUGCCGAGACUCCUGAGGCUCGUUAUCUCGCGGCCACGAAGGAACUUGUGCUCACGAGGUAUACCCACCAGAACACAACGAGAAUGAACUCUGAGUGUGAAAGCUAUGACGAAAACACGGAAGAAAAUAUACAGAUAAUCAAGAAGGAUAUGGAAGGAGAUGAGAAGAGCUCCAGCGGAUCCUCUUCUCCUCCCAAACACUUGUGCAGUUCGAUCAAAGAGAAGCUCGAGCAUACGAAGGAGCAGAUGCAGCAGACGCGGAAGAAGAGCAGUAACAAGGUGGGCGUGGAGAUGCCUGCGGACGUGGACUCCAGCUGGGACCGCGCCCCCCCGUGCCCCUCCGCCCGCUUCAGGGUGGCCAGCGGCGCCAGCCAGUUCCGCGAGGUCAACUUCAGCGUGGCGGCCGUCGGGGGGUUUGGGGCGCUCGCCAAGGUCGAGCCUGAGGCCGAGGCAGGGACGUCCUCAGAGGGAGAGAAGGCGGACUCGGCGUCCAGACUCGGGCAAGACCUCGAGGCGACGGUCGACGACAAGGGCGGCCGCCGCUCGGAGGAGAAGUACGCGAUCGUGAGCGCCGACGCCUCGCGGGAGCCGGAGCAGAGGGCGAGCGGCAGCGGCGGGGCGGUGGCGCGCAGGCUGGUCCAGGUCCCUCAGAGUCUCAGCCUGGCCAGGAACGGCGCCCUGGAGCCCGACUUCCUCCGCUUCUCGUCGGGCGCCAGCACCAGCAAGGGCGCAGACCCCCGCGGGUGCCAGACGUCCCUCGGGGGCUCCAUGACGGAGGACACGGAGCUCUCGUGCGGGUCGACGAGGACCCUGGGCGACGAGGAGAGGAAGCCGACGAAGCCCCUGGCGCCGAAGGACGACCGCGAGAGGCCCGUCCUCACCGCCACGUCCCUGGCCAUCUACACGAACAUCGAGCAGAACGGGUCGCGUUCGGGCACGUGCCUCCUGUGCACCACCGCCGUCUGCACCUUCAUCGUGACCAUGGUCCUCGCCGUCGGCAUCCUGAUCGCGCCGAAGACGCUCGCGGUGAAGGAGCCGACGAAGCGGCCGCUCCCGGAGCCCGAGCCGCCAGCGCCGCCCGCUCUGCCCGCCAGCACCAACGCCUCCUCCGAGACGCCCUCCGUCGCGGCGCUGCACGUCCUGACGAUCACUCGGUUGCAAAAGGCUCGUCGGGUGGACGACCGGGAGCGCACUUCUAGCACGUGGACGACCACGCCUCCCGCGACGUCAGGGCACGCGCAGGCGUCUGUGCACCUCGCACCCCCCACAGCCUCUGCAACGCACUCCUCCUCCGCAAGACACACGGGACACACCCUCAAGUUCCUCAGACCCAGCGUGCACUCGCCCUACAGAGAAGCCGCCUUCUCUCCCUCGAGAUCCUCUCCUGCCGCGGCCGCCACGCCCCUGGCCGGGCUUUCCACCUCGACGUUGUUUCGCAGAAUGAUGUUUCCCUCGUUGUCCUCCGGCGCCACUUCUCCGUCGUCGUCACCUCCCGAAAACGCUUCCCCGCCGUCCUCUCCCGAACACUUCCCUCCUUCCUCAUCGCCCGCAGACGCACUCAUAGCCACCUCCUCCUCCUCCUCCUUCAGGCAAACCCAAAACCCCGUCACCGCCCAUACGCCUACACCGCCCAUGACUUACGCCCCAGAGACAUCAUCCCCGAGAAAUACCACGGCGAUUGCGUCAUCUCCAUCGCCCCCUUCAGGAUAUUACUCGCCCACCACAACUAUCCUUCCUCCUACAGCUGCGGGGCGAGAGAGAAGGGAUUAUCUGUCGCAAGAGAGAAUUCUGUUAUUCGGACAAAGCAAUCGUAAAAAGCGGAUGAACUGA
Molecule: messenger RNA, 2022 nt
Organism: Penaeus monodon (black tiger shrimp)
Lineage: Eukaryota; Metazoa; Arthropoda; Malacostraca; Decapoda; Penaeidae
Product: mucin-5AC-like
Exons: 4
Coding region: 1-2022 (673 amino acids)
Source: RefSeq, a predicted model, not a curated record